Cydia fagiglandana is the source of this 2189-nucleotide messenger RNA. RefSeq lists its product as uncharacterized. NCBI's taxonomy places the organism in Eukaryota, Metazoa, Arthropoda, Insecta, Lepidoptera, Tortricidae. The record is from RefSeq and is a predicted model, not a curated record. Bases 146 to 1369 code for a protein of 407 amino acids. The transcript has 2 exons.
CGACCUCGCCGUAGCUCGAACAGCACAAGCCAAAUUCAAUAAUUCUUUUCACCAUUUUAUUAUGGUGUUUGUUUGUGUGAUUUUUUCAUAAUUAAUACUGAAUUUUGACUUACAACGACAAUAGUGAAGUAUACUAUAAGUGGAAAUGGCUAAAGUGGAGCAACCCAUGUUUAUAUUGCCGAAAAAACGCAAUGGCAAAAAACAAAAUUCGAUAACCGGUCAUGUAGACCACAUAAUUGCUGUUCAGGGAGCUGAGACUGAUUUGCCAACCAAAUACAAAAAUGGCCUUUCACCAGUCACAGAACAUGUUGUUAAUGGAAUCAUACACUCCACCAUGGAGGGACUCAAGUCCAACAUGAAAAUCAAUCUUCCGAUAAUAACCGAUGUAAAUGAUGAAGACAUCAAUGAUUCGAACAUAGAGGCCGAACCACAGAAGUCACAGAGUUCACAAAAAAAUGGCUACCAGGCCCUCUCCAUCAUGAAUAGCCGAGAAAUCAUUGACUUGUCUCCAAUUUAUGAGAACUCUUCAGAUGCAUGUUCAAGCCAUGAUGACCUCAGAGAGGCUAAUGAUGAUAUACAGAAAAGCUGCAAAUUUCUUAAUGAACACAAUGAGAGUUCCUCCGCUACUCCAAACAGCAUGUCGCAAACCCAAUCUGAAAAUAGCUUCGAAAUGGGUCCACUUACCGACAGCCUUAAAAAUAGUGCCAAACGAAAAAAGCGAGUCAACAUUGUGCAAGAAAUAAUUGAGACUGAGAAUACUGACACAGAGAUCACAGCUUUGCGGAUUGAGUCAGAAGGAUCUACACCAGACUGCUCGCUGACAGACUAUUCCAGAGAAUCCUACUUGACCAUGACGGGAACAAUAAAAAGAGGAAAGAAGAAAGGCCAAAAUGUUGACGUCAAACUAAAUAUUUCCCGAGAAGAACUUGAAAUCAUUGAAGCAGCUAUCGUAGCAGAAGAGUACAACAAGAUGGACAUAUCCAAAUGCUCAGUAUACAACGGUCCACACAUUUUUCUCUUCAGUCUCCUAUGCAUACCGUUUGUGGCUUGUGUGUCUGCGCUGUAUUCGUUUUACAUGGGCACAAUUACUUGGUACAACAUCUUUACCCAUGUUACUGAAGAUCUGAAUUGGGUUAAGAAAGCAAUGUUGGCACCAAUAGUGAUAUUGUCUUAUCCAUUUUUGAUAGUGAUUUUUACUGUAGGCCUUGGCUUGUAUGCAGGUAUUGUGCAGCUGACAUUCAGCGGAGCAAAUUGGUGGAAGGAUGUAUGUGAUUUUGAGAAAGGUUUUUAUGGGUGGCUCUGUAACUCUUUGGGUAUGUCAGAGUGUAGCCCUUAUGAGGUUGUUAUACUUAUGGAUGUUAAGCCAUAAAGUAAAACUUAAUGCCCUGUUCAGACUGAAUGCAGGAAUAUAUACUGCUUUCUUUUCAGGUAUGAAAACCAUUAUAUACCACAACAAACUCUAAUUGUCUGAGAAGGGCUAGAUAAAUAGUAAAUAGCUUUUUGUAUUGUAUUGAUUGAGUGAUGUAAGCUGAGUUACACUUUUACAUUGUGUAUUGUAAAAGUUGGUAAUUACUAUUUAAAUGCAAAUUGUUCAGAAGCCAAUAUUUAUAAUAUUGUCUUAGUUCUAGUUUCAAUUUGAAAUUUAUGAAACUUUGCUAAAAAUUGCUGAAAAGUAUAUACUGCCAUAAAUCUCUUAGUAUGUAAGUUGACUGAUGUAUUCUAGUUUUAAGUAAUAUUUAGAAUUGUUUUAUUUAUAUUAGCAGUAAUGACUGUAUUUAAAUUAUUGAAAUAUAAUAUUAUUUUAGUUUACAGUUAUAAGUUAUAUAGGAUCUUCUGUAACUCAAUUAUCUUCCAUUUUUAGACUUAUAAAUUUUCUAGUCAAAUUUUAUUAUUUAUUAAUAUUUUAUAUACAUAUGAUUUCAUGAAGUAGAUAAAUUGUGUAGGUAAUAUUUUUACAUAUCCAAGAGAUAAGUUUAAGGUAAAUAAAGCAAGUGAAACGUUUAAAUCAUAUGCUUAGGAAAAUUUAUUGAUUUCUAUAAUGCUAUAGUUGUUUGCGAGCAGCAUUAUGUGAGUGAACAUAAAUUUUGUAUAUUUAACUUACAACAUAAUCAGCAUUGUAAUGAAGACUGAUGUAUUCUAGUCACUAUUGUGGUAUCCAUUUAUAUGCAAUAAAAUAUUUUACAAAACAA